Molecule: messenger RNA, 4029 nt
Organism: Protopterus annectens (West African lungfish)
Lineage: Eukaryota; Metazoa; Chordata; Ceratodontiformes; Protopteridae
Gene: PIWIL2
Product: piwi like RNA-mediated gene silencing 2
Exons: 17
Coding region: 1-2907 (968 amino acids)
Biological process (GO): regulatory ncRNA-mediated gene silencing
Cellular component (GO): P granule
Molecular function (GO): piRNA binding; protein binding
Source: RefSeq, a predicted model, not a curated record
AUGGACUUAAAGUUGUUCACUAGGAAUUUACAACUCAAAGUAAUGUUCAAUGACAGCAAUUCUAAUGAACAUACUAUAAAGUUUAAAAAGCCUAGUCUAAUGGUUCCGAACUUACAUCCCUCAAUAGAAGUUUUCUAUAAAGCUGUUGAAAAGGAUUUAUAUACCCUAAGUGACAGGAUAAAUAAAGUAAAAAGAGGUAACCUUACUCUAAAACAAUCUAGAGCUUUAAAGAAUUUAAUGCAAGACAAAAAUAUCAGCAUUAGACCAGCUGAUAAAGGUGGCCCUAUAGUGAUUUUUGAUACCAGUGACUACACUAUAAGAAUGAAAGAUAUGUUAAAUGAUGACAAAUACUAUGCAGAAAUUGUUCUAAAUGACAUAUCAUGUAUUAUCAACAGUGUAUACAAUGAACUGGAAGAACUAUAUAAGAUGGGUAUCAUAGAUUAUAACUUAUAUGAUUAUUUGCUAAUAGAAGAACCAGUGAUACCAAUUAUUAAGGGUCUACCGAAAAUUCACAAAGAUCCAACAAACCCCCCCAUGAGACCAAUUGUCUCAGGGAGAGGGUGGGUUACAGAAAACAUCUCUUUUUAUUUAGAAACGACUUUAAAGCCUCUGGUGUACAGCCAGAAUCAUAUAUUAAAAGAUACAAAAGAAUUUUUAUUGGAUUUCUAUGAAAUAGCUAAACCAUUAAACAAUACAAUGAAUUUAAUACUUGUCACUAUGGAUGUGAAAUCGUUAUUCACUAACAUUCCAAAUGACAGGGGCUUAGAAUCUAUUCAUUUGUAUUUACAAAAACAUUCUAAUUUCUCUACAGGUCGAAUAGACUUAAUAUGUGGUUUGUUGGAGUUAAUUGUUAAUUUGGCUUGCCAAAGGAAGACUGAUGGAGAAACUAUAAAUCUGAAAAUACAGUUGACAAAAGUUUUGGAACCAAACUCUGACCUGUGCAUUCCAUUUUAUAAUGUUGUAUUUAGAAGGGUUAUGAAAAUUUUGGACUUGAAACUGGUUGGAAGAAACUUCUAUGAUCCCACAAAUGCUACAGUUCUUCAGCAGUAUCGGUUGCAGGUGUGGCCUGGCUAUGCAGCCAGCAUUCGUCGUACAGACGGUGGCCUUUUCUUGCUUGCAGAUGUUUCACACAAAGUAAUUAGGAAUGACUCAGUACUGGAUAUAAUGCAAGCCAUUUUUCACCAGGGCAAGGAGAAUUUCCAAGAUGAAUGCACUAAACAGCUGCUUGGUAAUAUCAUCAUAACUCGAUACAACAACCGCACUUAUCGCAUCGAUGACAUAGAGUGGAAGAAGUGUCCGCAGGAUCGCUUUACAAUGUCUGAUGGCAAAAGCAUCACAUUCCUGGAAUAUUACAGAACUAACUAUGGAAUCACAAUUAAAGAAAAAGAGCAGCCUCUGCUAGUUCAUAGACCCAAAGCAAAAGUGGGUCCAAAGGGAGAGGUCCUGAAAGGAGAGAUUCUUUUGCUUCCUGAACUGUCAUUUAUGACUGGAAUUCCAGAUAAAAUGAGGAAAGAUUUUCGUGCUAUGAAGGAUUUGACACAGCAGAUUAAUUUGAGCCCUGAGCAACAUCAUAUCAGUUUAAUGAAGUUGCUGAUGAACAUUAAUAAAUGUGAAGCUGCAAGAAAUGAGUUAGGACGAUGGGGUCUUAUCGUAGAUGAAGAUAUUUACAAGACUGAGGGACGAGUUCUUCCAGCUGAGAAAAUAAAUUUCAGGGAGUCUUCAUUCAUUACUAAUCAAGAAGCAGACUGGAAUAGAGAAAUUGGAAGAGAAAUCUCUAUCAGUACGAUUCCAAUGAACUUUUGGGUACUAUUUUAUCCUAAGAGGUGUCUAGAUCAAGCAAGGGAGCUGAUUAAUGUUUUGGUGAAAAUAGCGGGACCAGUCGGCAUGCAGGUUGGCCAGCCUGCUUGUGUGGAACUGAAGGAUGACCGCGUUGAGUCUUAUAUCAGAAGCAUCCGAACACAUCUAGGCAGUGAGGGAAGAUUCCAGAUGGUAGUCUGUAUCAUUACUGGCAAUCGAGAUGAUUUGUAUAGUGCAAUUAAGAAACUGUGCUGUGUGCAGUCUCCAGUACCUUCUCAGGUGAUCAAUGCAAGAACCGUCUCUCAACCGAACAGACUAAGAAGUAUUGCACAGAAAAUACUGCUGCAGAUUAACUGUAAAAUGGGAGGGGAAUUGUGGGGAGUUGACAUACCGCUGAAACAAUUGAUGGUGAUUGGAGUAGAUGUUUAUCACGACCCAAGCAGAGGGAUGCGAUCUGUACUUGGAUUUGCUGCUUCCAUGAACAGUACCUUGACAAGGUGGUAUUCACGAGUUGUCUUUCAGUUGCCUCAGCAAGAGAUUAUGGAUAGCCUUAAACUUUGCUUUCUAUCAUCUUUGCAGAAAUACUAUGAGGUCAACCACUGUCUCCCAGACAAGAUUGCAGUGUACCGUGAUGGUGUGUCAGACGGGCAGCUGACAACUGUAGCGGAGUAUGAAGUCCCACAGCUGCAGAAGUGUUUUGAAACAUUUGUAAAUUAUCAUCCAAGGAUGGUAGUGAUGGUAGUCCAGAAAAGAGUCAGCACUAAUCUGUACUUGGCUGAAGGAGGUCGCCUCGAAACCCCUCCACCUGGAACUAUACUCGACCAUACAGUAACCAAAAGGAAUUGGAUUGAUUUUUACUUGCUUGCCCAUCAUGUCAGACAGGGCUGUGGUAUUCCAACCCAUUACAUCUGUGUACUAAAUACUGCAAACCUGAGUCCCGAUCACCUGCAGAGGUUGACCUAUAAGCUGUGUCAUAUGUACUGGAACUGGCCUGGAACCAUACGUGUACCAGCACCGUGUAAAUAUGCACAUAAGUUGGCAUUUCUCGCUGGACAAGUGCUGCACCAUGAGCCGGCCAUGCAGCUUUGUGAAAAACUGUUCUUCCUGUGAAGAAGGAGAAGAUCAUUCAUUUAAAGUUUGUUCAGAGUGGAAACAACAACAAGAAUUUAGUACAAGAAACCUUUGUUUGCUGGUAGGGCCAAAGUGUUGAAAGAACAUUUUACUACAUACAGGAAUAACAAGAGAUGGAACUCUUCAGACAGUGCAGCUGUACUAAGCAAGCUGCCCCUUUUAUUGCACAAUGUCAGUUUUCUUAAGUUACCACUGUAAGUUUUCAGUUAACUAAUACAAUCUUGUAGUUUGUAUCACUCCAUUAUCAUCAAGAUGCUGAUCUUUUAUCCUGAAAUGUAGCUGGUUCAUAGGACAUUUUAAGUUUUGAGUUUACUAAUAGUAUUAUAGUUUGCAUCAAUCUGUUAUCAGCAAGAUGCUGAUCCUGAAAUGCAAGCUGCUUCACAGGGUAUUUUUUUUACUGUAUGUAUUGUUGUUGCUCCAUCACGAACUCCAUAUACUGAGACCAUCUCUCCAGCCAUCAUGCUUUAGAAUUAUGUUACCAAUUCUGUCAUUAUGAGUAAACUAAAAUCAUAAAUGUUUUCAUAACUGUAUUUAGUAUACUUUUUAGUUGCAUUAUAUUCACUGAAUAUUAUGCAUAAUAAUUUUAAUAAUUUAAUUGAAAUAUUUCACUUUUACUAUUUUUUUAUAAUUGACAUCACAGCAAAUCCAAAAUCUGGUGUUCAUUUUCUAAGACCUGAAGUAACUUGACUUCACACGUAGAACUUGGGAAGAAUUACACAUUUCUGCUUUAGUUGAGAAUUUUUGAUGCAGAUCUCAAGUUACAGUCAGUUUCAGUACCAUUUUUGUUUCACUUUUUAGUUUGUUUUACAAGUGAUUGGAUUUAUUGAGGUUUUCUGUUACAUUUCUAACUUAAAAAGUGCCUGACGGAUUAAUUUGUUGAAGUUGUAUAACCUCUUGCCCCAUCAACUGUAUACAGCUUGCUACAGUUAUCAGAAUAAGAUAGUUUGGAAUAACAGGGCCACACAAGACUUUGUUGGUUAAUGAUAUAUCGAGUGAAGGAAAUUUAAUAUGACUUUGUCAUUUACAGGCAGUAUGGCAGUUUAUACAGCAGUUACAGAUACUAUAUUCCAUUAAAUCUGCCCUCUUUAACUCAUUUACGAA